Molecule: messenger RNA, 150 nt
Organism: Puccinia triticina
Lineage: Eukaryota; Fungi; Basidiomycota; Pucciniomycetes; Pucciniales; Pucciniaceae
Exons: 2
Coding region: 1-150 (49 amino acids)
Source: RefSeq, a predicted model, not a curated record
AUGUUCUCAGGAUGCACCAGAGGAAUAUCAGUCGGGCCAGGCCCUGCCGAAGGCGAUACCUGUCCCAUCGGCGCAGUCACUAAUGCAGCGGGCUACAAGCCAGUUAUCCAACAGGGUACAUUUGGUUCUGCACCACCUUACAACAUCUAA